AAGUCGGAUUGGUUAAUACUCCAUCGACAGUGUUACCCUAGUUGCCGCUUGCCCGUGCAAUCGUGACCAUUUUCCAAGCGAUAAAUAUUUAAAUUAAUGUACUAAGAGUCGCUAUGCGGUAGGUGGACGAUAAAGAGGAGCAUGAUCGGAAAUCUCCACCCGUACGACUAACAUCAGAGCAAGCAAAUCUCAUUCCCUAAAUAUCAUGAUGUGCUAAAAAAAAAUUUCGUUUUCCAACGAUAGGUGCGGAUAAACUCAUUUUUGUGCAAAAACGAAAUACAAAGAAGAGACGCCGUUACUUCAACGACGGAAAAAAAAGAAAAAAGAAAAAAAAAAGGCGCGAUAACGAAGUAACGAACUGCUGUCCGACGUGGCAGAUGCGCGCGCUUAGCCCAUUUUGACUGCGCCGGCCUGUUCCUUUGAUCCGACGGUCAACGCGAGUCCCCAGUCCGUUAGGUUAGUUAGGUCACGCGGGUCCCACCUAACUCUCCGUCACCAUCCUAAACCCUCGACCUUUCUUUUUGCAGCAAAUAACGGAGAGUCCCAAAAAAAAAAAAAAAAAACCUCUCUCUGUUUCUCCGGUCGACAUGUCCGUAGUUCCGACGUAUCCUACUCUCAGGUACCUGAGAACCAGGACCGCACGUGACUCCCCAACCUUCAGUUCUUCGCUCAACAAAGUUUCAAUCUUGGGAUUCAGGGCGCCAAAUUCGCUGGUGCUGUCCCGUAAAUUCGAUGAAAUCCGGGGGCCGAUGAUAAGGGCUUUGAGCCCAGAAGGGUCGUUGCGAGAGCUCGAUGAUUCGCCGGUCUCCGUGGAGCACGCGCCCAUUUGCAGCGAGGCCCAGUUCGAUCGGGUCGUCGCCGAGGCCCAACAGCUCCAGCAAUCGUUCGUCGUCGUUUGGAUGGCAAGCUGGUGCAGGAAGUGCAUAUAUUUGAAACCAAAGUUGGAGAAGUUGGCAGCCGAGUACUAUCCAAGUGUUGAUGUCAAUUCAGUUCCACACAAGCUUGUUGCUCGCGCUGAAGUCACUAAAAUGCCUACUAUACAGCUCUGGAAAGAUGGCAAGAAAUCAGCUGAGGUAAUUGGUGGUCAUGGCAAAGCAUAUUUAGUGAUUAAUGAAGUUCGUGCAAUGAUUGAAACAGACGAUAGCACAUAAGGUUUAGUAUCAUAGGCAAUCUCAAAUACACAUUUCAUUUCCUCCAGUAUCAUGGGCAAUCUCAAAUACACGUUUCUUUUCCUUCUACACACAUGAAAAUCAAAUUUGUAAAUUUUUCCAGAAAUUUACCAGUUUAGGGAAGCUCUCACAUACGGUUUUGUCAAGUUCCUGCUUUCUGCAGUUUGCUAUAAGCAGUCUCCUUGGCUUAGCUAGAUAUGAAAUCCCUAUUAGCUGCGUAACCAUGAUUUUUCCCUUAUUAUACGUGUGGCAGCCUUUCUUUGCGAGUAUAGUGUUAAUAUUCGUGUUAAAUUUAAAUGGCUGAUAGACUAGCAAACGCAGUUUACCUUUUUAAGAGUUUUGAGAGAUAAAGUAUAGAGUUGAGAGUAGAAAGCCUUCUUUUCUGGUCAACCAUGUGCGGAAAGCUCCCACUAUUGCAUCGAUCCUACCCUUAAAAUUUGAGGUCUGAACUCAUCCAUUGUUAAAAAUGUAGUAGCAGAGUUGGGGUGGCUUUUCAUGUUACAUUGGUAUGGCAGUAAAUGAAUGAUAUACAUGGUUUUGUCUU
Rosa chinensis is the source of this 1713-nucleotide messenger RNA. Its product is annotated as thioredoxin-like 3-2, chloroplastic. Gene Ontology annotation, cellular component: chloroplast stroma. The record is from RefSeq and is a predicted model, not a curated record. NCBI's taxonomy places the organism in Eukaryota, Viridiplantae, Streptophyta, Magnoliopsida, Rosales, Rosaceae. The transcript is spliced from 5 exons. The coding region runs from base 588 to 1151 and encodes 187 amino acids.